GUGUGUAAUUUUCAUUAACCAUGGAAGGAAAUCAACCCAAGCGAACACCCGAGGAAGUAUUAUUCAAAUGGGAAGAUAAUAACGAAAACAAGAGACGAAACACCAGCACAUUUAGUGCUGGUGUUUCCGCAGUUUCAAGUUUAUGGGCUGACCCUAUGAACUCGAGUGCUGUCAACACAGAAACCCGUAACUUCUCGAACCGAGUUGUGCCAUCUGACCGUAUAGACGAAAAGAACGUACAUGUAGAGGCACAGAGAUUGCGAGAAACGGUAGCUAGCAUACAGCUAUCACAUAAUCGUGAGUGGUUGGCAAACAACACUAAUGCAGUAUCCUUAAAGAAUCUGGAUGUAGUGGAUCGUAUAUCAUGUCUCUUGAUAAACAAAAAUAGCGCUAUGCGCUAUGAAGCAAAGAAAUACCUGAAUAGAGAAGGUAGAUUAGAAUUGGAUUUCCACAGACAACUAUACCAAUCAAGGAUAACACGCUUAAACAGGUCAAAUAUUCCGGAGUACUGCUUGCAACCAGUAUAUAUCAGAAAUAUUACUAUAGUAGCAAGAUUAAAGAAUAAAUGUGAAUGCCCACUUCAUGUAUACGUCGAGUGGAACAUGCGUCACAACAAAAAAAGUGCCUCCCAGCAACCGCAUGACUAUUCACUUGGAACAAUACAUAGGCACCUUAAUACAACGCCAUUCUAUCAAUCAGAUGACAAUAGUGGUUUUAUGAGUGCUAGGGAGUGGCCGGGAGCACAAUAUAUGCCAAGGGCUUCUCAAGCACCUAUGAGGCAAUUCAUGCCUGGAUACAACCAAUCGAAUAACUUUGUGUCCAGUAAUUCUAGUAGGGCUACUGGGCCCGUCACUAAUACUGAUGAACAAGGAUACAGCGAUGCGUUUAGCUCGUUCAAGGACCCUGCCGCACCGGGUAACGAUGCUACCCUAGGAGACUGGACUUUAAGUCAAGUGAAUUUCUCCCGUAAAUCGCAAGUCAGUGGCAUCCCAAAUACUGAAAAUGAACAAAGAAACAAGGAAACAAACAAAACGUUGGAACAUCUAGAAGCGGUAUGUCCAAUGCACGCAGCAAUUGCGUUACCCUACCUGAUAAGUGAUACCGGAGGGUCACUGCGUGUUAUAACCAAUAUGGGAUUAAUGGCCAGGUACGACAAGUCUGUAUCAAAUAAUAAAACGAUACAUGCCCUGGCAUUACACAAGCUAUCGGGGGAACAUAAAGUACAUCAUUUCAGGCUGCCAUCACAGUUACAGUGUAUAGAUAUGAUAACACUACGUGAUAUUGAACUCGAAAGAUAUAGUCUAACUGGCGAAUUGGAAAAACGUGAAGCGACGGACAAGUCAAGUGAUAAUUAUCUAUCGCAUGUAUACACAGGAAAAGCAUUGUUCAUAGCGACUGUCACGGAAUUCAUUAUCGCCGUAGUACACGAAAGUGAAAGUGAUAUACGGUUAGGAGUGAUAUAUCGCGAAAUGAACACAGGUCUUGAUGUACGUGAUAUUUUGUGCCAUAACGCUUCAGGGCGCAUCUUCCUACUGUGCGCCAAUUGCCAAUUGUACGAGUUCCAGUAUCAGCUGGGUUCAGUAGAUACCAUAGAUAAGUCGUUCCUUGGUAAGAUUAUAUCAGCGGCUGCUAAAGGAUGUAAAAUGCUGCUUAAUGCGCUCAGUAAUGAUAGGGUAUACAGACUACACGGUACGGUGCCAAGCGGAUAUGCAGUAGAAACACCAGUAGUGGAAGGUGCGUCAAGUGAUAUUGAACCCAAUUGGUGGGAUUAUGGGUUCAAUUGCCUAAAUGACCUCGCGAAAACAUGCCCAUCUAUGGGAACAGCGUACUGGCCACCAGUUGAAUGGCGAGCUUUACAUCUGUCACUAGAACGAUCUGCAUUUUUUGAUACUGCCGAAACAGAUUGCUGUAAGUGCGUAAGGUCAACAUCAUGUAUCAAGCGAGUGUGCCGUACUAGCGUUAGAAUUGUGAAUUCAUGGAACAGGUCCUGGUUUGGAGUGCUCGCGUCUGCUGACCCGCGAAUAUCGAUAGAUGAAGAACGCUGGAUACUGGCAAUGCUGUGCCAUGAUAGCGGUGAUCUAUGUGUCUUCAGAAUACAGGAUACAAGCAGAUUCGACUCAUUCAUUAACGCGGUGACUAAUUACGGACCCUUAGUACCAUAUAACAUGACGUUCUACUGCCUUCGCCAAGGAGAUAUGUUAAACCAAUUGGUUAAAGCAGGAUAUACAAUGUAUGUCGGCUCAACAAUGGACUUCAAAGCAGUAGAUGUAUUCCCAGCGCCGAACGGCAGAGUUGAAGGAGUGGAUAUAGUAGUGGUGGACAACGUAGGUACACGUAUAUAUGUAGGAUUCGUAGCCGAUGAGGCGAAAAGGCUAUCGCUGGUAGUCAAGGGGUUCAGCGCAAUGGGAUCAUCACCAAUAAGACGGAUGAGUUCUAUUACUAGUCAAAAUUAUCUCGGAAGGUUCUUCCGCGACCGAUUCUCGGAAACAGAGUUUGGGACAUUCGCAACAAAGAAGAAGUAUUUCUACAUCAAUGAUCUGUUCAUGGCAGCAGAAUUCUAUCCUAAGAAUAGUAACCUAAUAGUCGUGAAAGUCACUGUUUUCACCCCGGAAACAGUAUCGUUAUGCGAACCCAGCGGAGACUCGCCGCAGUCCAUAUCAGAGGAACUAUGGUAUCAUAACAGAGGACAGAUGUCAGAUACCAAGCGAUCUAAGUUCAUUAACUCUAACAUACGCCCUGUAGAGUGGUUCGAUGAAUUCUGCCUGCUGAUGUCACCAGGAGAAGAUAUCAUAAAGGUAUACAGCGAUGAAGUGCCAUGCAGUGACGUGGAUAGGAUAGAAGUGAAUUGGGAUCUUGUUAUUGUAACAACUCAGAAAGUGUAUAAAUUUAGGAGAUCUAACCUGAAGAAUGUAAUUGAAUCACUAUUGGAACAACCAAGAAAAACCCUUAAAUGCAUAGAUCCACCGUCAUUGUUCCUGGAGCAAGUUGAACUGAAGUCACCACGAACACAAGAAGCAUUAGAACGUACUAAUCAAUUCGUAGAUAUCUUCGCAGAGAGAAAUGACGUAAAAACUAUAAAUGAAGAGUCAAAUAGGGAAUUGGUGGCAUACGGAUUGUACUACCUGUGCUGGCUGUAUACACCAGAAGAAGUGUUGAAAGCAUGCUGGAAUAUAUACUUAAGUAAACCGGAUAACCUACUGGAAUCUUGGCUAGUACACCCAAGCGAUGGUAAUAACCUUCUUCUGUCAUCAAUAGGUAUAAGCUCCGGGCUGUUUAGGUGGACAGCACCAGGAGCUUAUGCAAUCAACGAUAAAGGCAAUCCCACCACCCCGAUAUGCAGUCCUUGGUGCAAAUUCGUGGUGUUCGACGAACCUAGGAUGUAUAGAUUUAACAGGAUUAGUACUGGAAUCACAUCUGCUGCUGUAGAUGGAGCACUCAGCCUGAUUGCUGAUAUGAUAGAACCGUUGUGGUUGGAACGUAUGUUUGUAAGCUCACCAAUGUUUUCUUGUGGAUCAUACGUAGCAGUAAAUAAUGGCCCGAUACCAUUCACACCAUCGGAUCAAAUACCACGUAAAAAUGAAUUUAUCGUGGGCCCCAAAUUCAAUAUUAACAUGGUAUUGAGUUUAUCCAGGCCAGUGGAGUACUUCAGGGCGCUACUGACGCAAAUGAGACGACUCUAUUUAGUACUUCGUGAAGUAACGGUCAAUUACGAGGCAAUGCCCAAUGAACAGGUAACGUCAUUAGCACAGGCGUUGGCAAAACUGUCACCUAAAAUAAGGCGUGAUAUCUUCCCAGAAGUGGAAUCACAGGAUGGUACCAUAGAAUCCAGGCUAACUGAACGACAUCAAAGGGAUGUGAUUACACUAAAGGAACUGGUUACAUUACUUGAAAUAUCGCAAGAGUACGUGGCAUGCUGUAUUCUACUACAUAAUAACUGCAUCAUGGUUGAUACCCAGCAUGAGUUUGAGCUGUUGUACAAAAAUCUGAAAUUGCUACCGUCACACUCUACAUCGAAAUUAUCUAGUGACGAGCUGUUACAUCACGAUUUAAUUAGUCACAAUGAUCCAAAUGUAGCGGCAUUUAACGUACAGCAUUGUGACUCGUUAGGGCCAUAUACAUUCACAAUGGCAAGGGAGUUCUUCUACGCAAUAUCAAGGUCAAACAUGCUAAACCUAUGCUCAAACCAGGAAUUCUUCCGGACCUUCAGAGUAGCUGUAUGGCUCGCGGGAGGCGAAGUGUCAAGUCUGCAGGAAUACUUCUAUGGCCAUAUGUUCAAACCUGAUGAACUGUGCAUUAAGCAUUGGUCAACCAUGGUCAAGUCAUUGGAACGACAGUUGUCCAAUGCCGAUAGCAAUGCAUCAGUAGCGCACUAUGCCAGACUUCUUAUGCGCUGCAUAGGUGACAAAAAUGCCCCUUAAUUUGUUAUUGAUCUGAGCAG
This is a messenger RNA of Babesia bovis T2Bo, 4438 nucleotides long. RefSeq lists its product as uncharacterized. The transcript has a single exon. Bases 21 to 4418 code for a protein of 1465 amino acids. Lineage: Eukaryota; Apicomplexa; Aconoidasida; Piroplasmida; Babesiidae. The record is from RefSeq and is a predicted model, not a curated record.